CACAAGAACACUGUACAAGAUGGAAUCUUGCUAGGAUUUAUGGAGUUGCAUAAGGAAAUUGCAACUGGCUUUGUCAAAGGCGACAAAGUGGCCACGGACCAACUAUGGGCAGAACUAACAGGAGAGCUAAACAGUCAUGGUCCACCUAGUAAAGAUAUCCAGGGAUGGAAAAAGGUGUGGCUCGACUGGAAGGCGACUGUUCGUAAAAAGAUUGCGCACAAUAAUUCAGAAGCACGGGCGACUGGCGGUGGACCAUUCAACAAAUAUGUUCUUACCGCAGCCGAAAAAGCAAUUGGACGACUAUGUGGCAUUUUUAAAGUGGUCCGUGGUAUUAAGAACACGGUUGAGUUUGGUCAACUGUGCUCAAAUGACGAGGAUGUGUCUUCCGAUGAGUUGUGCCUAUCUUAUAUUGCUACCACUACCAUUGGUGCCAUUACUGCUGAUACUAUUGGUCCCACUACUGCUGAUACUAUUGGUGGCACUAAUGCUGCUGCUAUUGGUAGCACUAAUGCUGCUGCUAGCAGAAAACGCCGUCGGGAACCAACGUGGCAAGAAUCUAUGGAAGAGCUUCUCAAGGAGAAGCUGGAUCUCAAAAGGAAAAAGUUGGAGUUAGAAGAAAAGAAGUUUAAUUUAGCGAAAGCUAAUCGACGCUAA
Molecule: messenger RNA, 654 nt
Organism: Teleopsis dalmanni
Lineage: Eukaryota; Metazoa; Arthropoda; Insecta; Diptera; Diopsidae
Exons: 3
Coding region: 40-654 (204 amino acids)
Cellular component (GO): nucleus
Source: RefSeq, a predicted model, not a curated record